AAGGAUGAACUUAACUUGAACUUAUAUUUUUCAAUUGCCAAAUACUUGUCUUUUACCUGAAUUCAGGCUAAAGAAUAACAAUAUCUUAACGGAUUCUCGGUCUCCCAGAUUGUUGCUUCCUUCCUUCGUCGCACCGUAUUUUUGGGGAAGAAAAGCCAUGGAUGUCGAAGAGGCAGAGAAUGAAGUUUCAGUUUCUUCUGUUAUUCUCAAUUUCACAGAUUCUCGGCAGAAUGAAGUUUUUUCUCCAGAAGAUCUUGCUUGGGUUGAUUCCUGCCUAGUUAAAGAUUCUGAUAUUUCAGAUAGUGAUUGGAUCCCUCUGAAAAAUGCUUUAUUAGAAAUUGUCAGUUCUCAAUCUCAAACUUUCAGCACUGAUGGAGGAGAAGACAUUGAAAUUCUGCCCUACAAUGAAGAGCAAAAGAUUGAAAGUACUAGUUUAGAACUUAAUCAGGAAUCUUCAACUUAUGAUGUGGAGCACUCAUCCCAGCCUUCUUCAACUUACAAUGUUGACCUAUUAAGUAUAGGAAUAGAAGCAAGCACUGAUGAGUCAGACAAUGAAAAGACUGGGACAUUACCAUCUUCAACUUUUCUGGGAAAUCCUUUUCUGCCAACUUAUAAUGAAGAGCUGAAGGAGAACAAAACCAUCGAUUUAGGAUUUAAUCUGGAUUCUUCAACUUACGAGAUGGAGCAUGCAUCUGAGAAUAUCUUCAAAAUCUGGGAUUUGGACAUUCCAUCUGAGGAAGGUGAACUAGUUAAACAGUUGGACAAAGCCCUAACAGAGAAUUCCUUUCAAUCAUCUUUUGAUGAUUCAGGGAAGUGGAAGAGCUUGAAGGAAGGCUCACUUGAUGCUCUUAUUGCUGGCAUUGCUGACUUGUCUUUAAAUAAAAAAGUUUAGUGUUCAUUGAUUUAUAUUCGUUAAGAUUCUUCUGUCCAAUUAUAUUAACUAUACUUUUUUUUUUUUCAGUAAGUAUAUAUUUAUUAUACUUUUAAGUACUAAUAUUAGAAGU
This is a messenger RNA of Gastrolobium bilobum, 1004 nucleotides long. RefSeq lists its product as uncharacterized. Bases 158 to 892 code for a protein of 244 amino acids. The transcript has 2 exons. The record is from RefSeq and is a predicted model, not a curated record. Lineage: Eukaryota; Viridiplantae; Streptophyta; Magnoliopsida; Fabales; Fabaceae.